Molecule: messenger RNA, 2456 nt
Organism: Mesocricetus auratus (golden hamster)
Lineage: Eukaryota; Metazoa; Chordata; Mammalia; Rodentia; Cricetidae
Gene: Rhot2
Product: ras homolog family member T2
Exons: 19
Coding region: 109-1971 (620 amino acids)
Biological process (GO): small GTPase-mediated signal transduction; mitochondrion transport along microtubule; regulation of mitochondrion organization
Cellular component (GO): mitochondrial outer membrane
Molecular function (GO): calcium ion binding; GTP binding; GTPase activity
Source: RefSeq, a predicted model, not a curated record
UGUGGGGGCUUGAGCGGGUUGAAGGAGAGGGUUGGGUUGGGGUUGGGUAUAGUUGGUCCAUUUUGGGCCGGGAGGGGUGGUAUUUGGACGCUGCUGCGGGCGGCAGCCAUGCGGCGCGACGUGCGCAUUCUGCUGCUAGGCGAGGCCCAGGUCGGGAAGACUUCUCUGAUCCUGUCGCUGGUCGGCGAGGAGUUUCCCGAGGAGGUCCCUGCCCGCGCGGAGGAGAUAACCAUCCCCGCCGACGUCACCCCGGAGAAGGUGCCCACUCACAUCGUGGAUUACUCAGAAGCGGAGCAGACAGAGGAGGAACUUCAGGAGGAGAUCCACAAGGCCAAUGUAGUGUGUGUGGUGUACGAUGUGUCUGAGGAAGCCACCAUUGAGAAGAUCCGAACCAAGUGGAUCCCCCUGGUGAAUGGCAGGACUGCAACAGGGCCCAGGUUGCCCAUCAUCCUGGUAGGCAAUAAGUCAGACCUGCGACCAGGGAGUACCAUGGAGGCUGUGCUACCCAUCAUGAGCCAGUUUCCUGAGAUAGAGACCUGUGUAGAGUGUUCAGCCAAGCACUUGAGGAAUAUCUCAGAACUGUUCUACUAUGCCCAGAAGGCUGUUUUGCACCCCACGGCCCCCCUUUAUGAUCCUGAGACCAAACAGCUAAGACCCGCGUGCGUCCAGGCUCUCACACGCAUCUUCAGACUCUCGGAUCAGGACCUAGACCAGGCACUCAGCGAUGAGGAGCUCAAUGCCUUCCAGAAGUCCUGCUUUGGCCAUCCCCUGGCCCCACAGGCCCUAGAUGACGUGAAGAGGGUAGUGUGCAAGAAUGUGGCAGGUGGCGUACAGGACAGCCAGCUGACCCUGGAAGGCUUCCUCUUCCUGAACACACUCUUCAUCCAGCGUGGCCGUCAUGAGACCACGUGGACCAUCCUGCGGCGCUUUGGUUACAGUGACUCACUGGAGCUGACGCCUGACUACCUCUGCCCACCGCUCCAUGUGCCCCCUGGCUGCAGCACAGAGCUCAACCACCGUGGCUACCAGUUUGUGCAGCGGGUAUUUGAGAAGCAUGACCAGGACCAUGAUGGUGCCCUCUCAUCCUCGGAGCUACAGAAUCUCUUCAGUGUAUUCUCAGUGGCUCCCUGGGGCCCCAAACUCCCAUACACAGUCCCCACUCAGGCUGGCCGGCUGACCUUACAUGGCUAUCUCUGCCAAUGGACCCUGGUGACCUACCUAGAUGUCCAGCAAUGCCUUGCACACCUUGGCUACCUGGGCUACCCCACCCUCUGUGAGCAGGACUCCCAAGCACAGGCCAUCACAGUUACCCGUGAAAAGAGGCUGGACCAGGAGAAAGGGCAGACACAGCGCAGUGUUCUUCUGUGUAAGGUGUUGGGAGCCCAAGGAGUGGGCAAGUCAGCCUUCUUACAAGCCUUCCUUGGCCACAGUCUGAAGGAAGCCAGAGAACUCCCUGAGGAACGCCCCAUGCACACCAUCAACACAGUGCGGGUCAGCGGACAAGAGAAGUACCUGAUUUUGUGUGAAGUGAGUGCUGAUAGCCUGCCGGACACCUCCCUGGACACUACCUGUGAUGUCGCCUGCUUAAUGUUUGAUAGCAGUGACCCCAAGACCUUUGUACACUGUGCUACCAUAUACAAGCACCAUUACAUGGACGGGCAAACCCCCUGCCUCUUUGUCUCCUCCAAAGCUGAUCUCCCUGAAGGUGUUGCCGAGCCAGGCCUGUCACCAGCUGAAUUCUGCCGAAGACACCGGCUGCCUGCCCCCACCUCGUUCUCCUGCUUAGGACCAGCACAGCCCAGCACAGCUGUCUUUACCCAACUUGCUACCAUGGCCACCUUCCCACACCUGAUGCACACAGAGCUGCACCCCCCAUCCUUUUGGCUCCGAGGAAUGCUGGUGGCUGUCGGGACUGCUGUGGCUGCUGUCCUUAGCUUCUCACUAUACAGGGUCCUAGUGAAGAGUCGAUGAUAAAGGACCCAUGAGCCUCUCCUAACCAAGGCACAGCAUACUGCUUCCUCGUGGUGACCCACAUGGCAGAGGAGUAUGGGUUUUCAGCUUGGCGGUGUAAUGGCUGUGUGGCUACAGGGUCCCUGGGACUGAUGUGGAGUACCUGCUCAGGGACUUGGCUUCAAAAAUCUAUUGCUCCAUAACAGGGCUGUGUUUUGCCUUGUCCUGCUGAGCCUGAGGGUACAGGUGGCAGCCUUGGAGAGUGUAUUGUGUGUUAGGGGCUCGAUUGUGGGUAAGGAAGCCAGGGACCAGGACCAGGAGUUCUCGGGGUGCUCCCUGGUUCAUGUGGGGAGCAGGAGAUGGUGGUCAAGUCGGGGAGGGACACGACAGUCACAGAGUCCUCACCUUUCUGUAUGGUGUGGAGCUAUACCCACACCGUACCAGCUUCAGAGAAAGUGGAAUUGGGUUUCCUGAUUAAACUUCACUCGUCUUUUCCACCUCUUGGA